Messenger RNA from Coregonus sp. 'balchen', 5899 nucleotides. The record is from the annotation of a GenBank genome assembly. NCBI's taxonomy places the organism in Eukaryota, Metazoa, Chordata, Actinopteri, Salmoniformes, Salmonidae.
AUGUUACUGAGCGACAAUCAGCCAACAACCAAUGGUAGGCUUGAAUGUUCCCGAGCUCCUCGGGGGGAGAAAUUUCGGUAUCAAGCGCGUAAGUUGACUAUCAUUGUUUUGUGCAUAGCUAACCGUCUAACCACUGUCUUAAAACAGUAGCUAUAUUAUAUACAUCUGCAUUUCAUACGUAAAGCUAGUAAAAUUAUUUGUUUACAUGUUGUCUUUGUCAUACCCCUACCAUUUUACCCAGAGAGGUUGGCGCUUUCUUAACCAGCCAGCUAACGUUAGCUUGUUGCUAACUUACGUUAGCACGCUAGCUAGCUAGCCAACAAGGAAACAACAAACACAACAAUGGUUUUUGGAGUGUUUUUGCAGUAAACAAUCUAGUAAAUGUGGUAUUUUCCUGACAGAAGUUUCAAUCAGCUCCAUCUCGUUUAAUCAAAUAAAUACUUAGUAAUUAACUAGUUAGCAAGAGUUCCCUGAUGUUAGCCUAGCUUGCUAGCUAAGGUUACUGUAUGAACUGGUGGCCCGUGUCUGUUUUCGUUGUUGAUAAGCCUACAAAGUACAAACAAUGUUUGUUGUUAUAAUAUUUGUUUUGAUUCGUGCUUGUGAAAAAGGACAGGGGUGGAGUUUACAAUGGAAAAUAGGUAGCAGUGGUGUUUGUGCCUGAUCCUGUGUCAUUCUCGUAUUGUUAAAAUGGUUGACCAUAAAUAUAACAACUUUGAAGGGCGUAGUGUAUUGGAUAGACUCACUAAACCAACACCACCUUAUUUGAGCUAUGAGCCACUGAACAGAGCAGACUAUAGGCCUAUGUUUCAGAUGGCAUAACAGUGGUAUGUUACUUUUGAAUUUUCCCAAGGCAUCAUUUUGAUACUGUUACUUUUGCCUUCCCUCAGCAAAGAAUAGUCCCUUUCUGAUGGCGGUUGCCUCAGCAGCAGUGAUGGACAGCAUUGUAAUCCUUGAUGAUGAUGAUGAGGAAGAGGAGAGGCCUCAGCCCUCUUCCUCCACGUCCUCUAAACUCUCAGCCAAUCAUCGUACUCCCCCUAAAAUCCAACAGCCCGCUCCUACUCACAUCACCCAAUCUCCUUUCGCCACGGCGAAGAAAGAAAGCCAUGUUCUUAAAGCAGAGAACCAGAAGCUCUUUACUGAGGUAAGAGGGUACAUGGAUGGAUGGAUGGAUGGAUGGAUGAAUGGAUGGUGGAGAUGUUUGGUACAGUCACACUACAAAUAUGUCAGUGGAGCUGCAACACUGGCAAGCACAACUACGGCUGUGGCUAUGAGUCUUUGCAGGCUAUUAGUCCAUCGCGAUCAUGUCAGAUCACUGAAAUCAUAAUGAAUUGGUGCGUGACCCUUUCGAAUUGGGGCCUUCCCACAUCACUCUUAAUCAGUGUUUUUCAAAUCCCAUAGUUUUGCAGGCUUUUGCUCCAUCCCAGCACUAACACACCUGAUUAUAACUAAUCCACUAAUCGUUAAGCCCUUGUAUUGAGCUGGAACAAAAGUCUGCACCAACCCUGUGUCCCCCCCCUCCCAGUGCAAAGAUUGAAGAACACUCUUCUAAACCCUUCUCCCUCGUUCACUCCCCUCCCUCGCUUUGUUCAGUUUGUAGAGUACUGCUCGGCCCACACACAGGACUGCCCCGAGGUCAUGACCUUCUUGCACGCCAAGCACUCCAAGGCCUCACCGGACUUCCUGGCCUCGGUGGAGUUCCGCAACACGCUGGGCCGCUGCCUGACACGCGCCCAGGCCCGCCGCACCAAGACCUUUGUCUACAUCAACGAGCUGUGCACCGUCCUCAAACAGCACUCAGACAAGAGGAGGCAGACUGUCUUGAAGGUGAAGCCUACCGCCGGGGAGAAGAAGGCGAUGGAAGAGGAGGCACCGAAGGAGGAGCUACCGUCUACCUCGGGGCAGCAGGAGGAGGAGGAGGAAGAGAAGGAGAAGAAGAUGAAGAAGGCUUCCCGGAGACAGGUCAGCAGCACCAAGAAUGGACAGUGUCCAUGACUUCUCUAUAGCUUUAUCCCCCUUCCUCUUCUGCCCAAAGUGUGCACUUGGUCUCCCACAAGGGUUUAAAAGCAUUGAAUUUGGUGUAGAUUACUGUAAUAUUUUGCAUCAGAUAGUUCAUCAUCAUAAGGAGGAAUGUGCCAGGCAUAUCUUCAUCUCUCUCUCUCUCGCUCUCUUCUCUCUCUCCUCUCGCUCUCUCUCAGAUUGCAUACCUGGAGAACCUGCUGAAGAUGUACAAUGAUGAGAUCCGGCGGCUGCAGGAGAAGGAGCUGAGUGUCAAUGAGCUGGAGGAGGAGGACUCCAGCUACAUCCAGGAGCACAAGCUCAAACGCAAGGUCAGGACACCAAGGCCUAUUGGUUCCAAUGGCUCAGUUGGUUGGGGUGUGACGCUUGUAACACCAGAGCUGUGGGUUUGAUUCCUGCAUGAGCCACAUACUAAAUUUGUUAACUGUACAUGACUUUGAUAGAUAGAAGUAUCAUGUUUUUUGAGCCACUGAAAACCUCUCCUUUCUCUCUCUUUCUCUCUCUCUCACAGAUGAUGAAGAUCUAUGAUAAGCUCUGUGAGCUGAAGGGCUGCAGCAGUCUGACAGGCCGAGUGAUCGAGCAGAGGAUCCAAUACAAUGGGACACGCUACCCUGAGGUCAACAGAAAGGUAACUAACACAUGACAUAAUCAACCAACUCAUUGUUUAUUGACAACCCAAUGCUUUUUGACCACUGCUUAUUUAUGUUAUAUAGACUAUGGAUGAAAUGAAAUUUAAAAUCUAACCCCAGUAUGAGCGAAAUCAAGGAAUAAAUAGGUAAUAAAUGCAUGAAAACAAUAACAAAACAUUCAAAUCUAAAUCAAAUGUUAUUGUUCGCAUACACAUAUUUAGCCGAUGUUAUUGCGGGUGUAGCGAAAUGCUUGUGUUUCUAGCAAUUGAUUUGGCUGUCCUUUUGUGUUUUGCUCAUGAUGAUCCAGAACACUCUGACCCCUCCUCAUCCUGCUCUUCCACUCCCACCCGCAGAUUGAGCGUUUCAUCAACAGUCCCGAGGCCCAGCUGAAUCCACCCGACUACACAGACAUCCUGCAGCAUAUCCGUCGGGCCAACGAGCGCCACGGCCUCAACCUCAGCAGGAAGCAGCUGACCCAGAUUGCUCAGGAUGCCUUCCGCGAGACUGGCAACCGCCUGCAGGAGAGACGCCACCUUGACAUGGUCUACAACUUCGGCUCGCAUCUCACAGACCUCUACAAACCAGGUAAGAGAACGUAGAACACACACCUCUACAUUCCUGGUUGGAGCUGUGUGUUUCCGUCUGUCUGACGUCUGUCUUUCUGUGUGUAAGAAUAAAGAGAAAUUACACACUAGGGCUUGGAAUUGCCAUGGACCUCACGACAUGAUACAUUAUUAUCACCAUACUGAGGUGCCGAUACGAUAUGUAUUGUGAUUCUCACAAUUCUAUAUGUAUUGCGAUUCAAUACUGUGAUUUUAUUGCGAUUCAAUGUUCCAAACAUAUUGCUCACCAUAUGUCUGCUGCAGAGGGACAAGACCGAGCCAUUAGAACAAGUUUUGAUCAGUCAUGGAAAUAAAAGUGCUGAAAAUAAAUUUGCUCCCCAUUUAAAAAUAAUAUGGAGAACAAGCUAUGAAGGAAACAUACUGGAGUUUUGGUGCAGGUACAGCAAACUAGAGGAAAAAUAAUAUUGUGAUAUUGUCAAAAUGAUACAAAUAUCGUCAAAAAUAAUAUCCCGAUAUGUAACUACCCCCCCCUCCCCAUACCCCCCCAAUCACUAUUACACACUUCACCAAGCUGUGAAAACCUGGUAAUUGACACAAUUACACAGUGACACCAGUAUGCUGCUUUGUGGAUAUCAGGUCGAACGUGUGGAAACUAUUUAGGAAAAUUGACUACGAAGUCACUAACUCUCACACUUCCUCUUUUUUCCCCAUCUUUCAUUUUCCCCGCUCUUACCAGCCACUGACCCUGCCCUGUUGGACCCCACGUUGGCCCGUAAGCUGCGCUCUAACCGGGAGGUGGCUCUCUCCAGCCUGGAGCAGGUCAUCUCCAAAUACGCCCUGAAGCAGGACGACACGGAGGAGGAGGAGAGGAGUAAACGGAUAGAGAGAGAGAGGCAGAAGAAAGAGGUAGGUUUGAAGGAGACAAUUUAAUUUUUGAAAUGACUGGAGAUUGAACAAUUUUGUGUAAUUCUCACCUGUUAUAAUCAGCCAAAGCUUUUCCACAUCUGCUUUGAAAAUACAUGGUAUUUAUUUACAUAAAAUUACUGUAUCUGUCACCACUCACUGUCUGUCUUUUCUGUGUGUGUGUCAAUGGAAGGGUCAGUCAUCUGAGCUGGAGGCCACCACAGCCGAUGACAAUCCCCUGAAGAAGGGAGAGGAUGGUGAGGAACAAGCUGAGGAAGAGGAUGAUGAAGAUGACGAGUCGUCCGAUCCAGACAUCGAGGAGGAGAUCCAGGCCAGCAAAUCACAAGCAGGGCCAGGUGAUGAGGAUAAUAAUUAGCAUUUACACAGCACCUUUCUCAAAUUCAGUGUUUGAACCCGGUUUAUCCUGGGUUUUGGCGACAACAUGGAGAAAUCAAAUAAAAAAUCUGGUUUCAACUGAUUUGGGUUUUCUUUUUUUUCAGAGGAUGAUGAUGAUGAUGAUGAUGAGGAGGAGGACAACAAUGAGGUAGAGGCAGCAAACGAGAGUGAGAACGAGGUGGAUGGUGGGAGUGACGUAGACCAGGAUGGAGGAGAGGAAGAAGAGAAUGCUGAGGAGGACAAAGACUCUGUGAUGAGAGGAACCAGCCCCGUCUCCCGGGGUGACACCCCACGGAUCUCCUCCUUAGUCGACGAAUCCCCCACAGACAGCCCCAGCCAAUCAGAGGCGAUGGAGGUAGACAAGGGGAACGAAUCAUCCAAUACCAACCUGACAAAGGAAAACAUUGUUUCCUCCAAUCACGUUUCAGCAGUAUCUGUAAGCACAAGUGUGGAAACUAAGGACUCCUCAGCCUCCCCCAUGGCGGCAAAUCAGGUCUCUUUGCCGCCGUCACCGGUGCUGAUUUCGACCAAUGAGGACUCCUGCACGGUCAUCAUUGAGACGAGGUCAGCGAAUUGCAGCCCCCGGCCACCCAGUCCCAAAAUCUCCAGAAGCAGGAAGAGAAAGAGGAAAGAAGAGGUGGACUCCAGGAAGACUCACAACGGAGGUCUAAGGCACCACAAUGGGAGGUAAGGCUGUAGCACCCAAAUGAAUGAUGUAAAAAAAAUCCAUGGAACAUACCUAUCCAUCUUCAAAUGUGGAGACUUGAAUUAAUGAAUUAGCUCUCUCUCCAUCUGCCGUGACCGUGACCUCCCUCUGGACAUUGGUGUGGAAACCAGGAGCCCCCUGCAGGCGGACUCCACCAGGGCAGACACUCCCACCCAGGAGAUGGUCACCAGUUCCCAGUCCACCCCGCCUCCCAAGAAAAACAAGGUGAGAGUAAAUGAUGAUUGCUGAUGUUUAAGUAUCACGGCACUAUACAUUUUCCCCCACUUAUGCUCAGCAUAUCAUACCCUUGCACUGAAACAUGUCUCACCCCUCUAAAACCCCCAAACAUCUGUCACCUCUGUGUGUGUCGUGCUCUAGCUCCGCUGCCAUGACAUAUCACCAAAAAUGUUUGUGGCGUAGUCACUUGUGUACAGUAUGCAAACCUCUUACCAACUUCCAUUUUAUGUCAUUUUCAGGUCAACGUGGCCACCCAGUGUGACCCGGACGAAGUGAUCGUCCUAUCGGACUCGGAAUGACCUCUGCCCCCACCCUACCGGGUGUCCAGGCUUCCCAUUGCUAGCCUGGAACCAGGUCUGUUUAUGCUGCACAAACUGAUCUGGGACCAGGCCAUCCCAUCACUGCCUCUUGACUUCCAAACCAGUGCCUGCUAAUGUGAACUCUUGAAA